AUGGCCAAUGAACAAAACCCACCCGUUCCAGCCGCGGACUCUGCCUCUGCCGGCGGCUCUGCUGCCAUCGCAGCCAUCCCGGAACCUCGCCACACGAACAAUCUCCACCAAGCUCACCAUUUGGUCUCCAUAAAGCUUUCCUCAGUCAAUUACCUCUUCUGGAAAGCUCAACUCGUCCCUUUUCUCCGAGGCCAAAGCCUUUUUGGCUAUGUCGAUGGAACCAGUGUAUGCCCGCCGGAAUACGUCACCACUGCGACAGAAGCAACCGUCCGGACGGUGAACCUUCUUCUCGUCGUUUGGGUGCAACAGGAUCAAUCGAUCCUUAGCAUGCUUAUUUCAUCGAUGGCGGAUGACGUUCUAUACCUGGCGAUUGGUCAUCUCACGUCUCGUUCUCUAUGGAUGGCCAUCGAAACCGCAUUAGGUUCCACCUCCCGUGCGCGCUCCCUCAGCUUACUUACACAGCUACAGAGCUUGCACCAAGGAGAUGCAUUGCCGGCGGUGUAUCUCGGCAAAGCCCAGGUCUUGGUCGAGCAACUUGCAUAG
Messenger RNA from Ipomoea nil (Japanese morning glory), 543 nucleotides. RefSeq lists its product as uncharacterized. Bases 1 to 543 code for a protein of 180 amino acids. NCBI's taxonomy places the organism in Eukaryota, Viridiplantae, Streptophyta, Magnoliopsida, Solanales, Convolvulaceae. The transcript has a single exon. The record is from RefSeq and is a predicted model, not a curated record.